Molecule: messenger RNA, 1548 nt
Organism: Cucumis sativus (cucumber)
Lineage: Eukaryota; Viridiplantae; Streptophyta; Magnoliopsida; Cucurbitales; Cucurbitaceae
Product: fatty acid desaturase 4, chloroplastic
Exons: 1
Coding region: 497-1438 (313 amino acids)
Source: RefSeq, a predicted model, not a curated record
CAACAUACGUGUAAGAUAGAAGGUUAUGAUAAUUAUUGUUGAAUUAAAUUCAAGGAUAGAAACUAAAAUUAUAUUUAAUCUAAUAUUUCCAAGUAACCGUCCAAAAAGAAAAAGGAAGAAGUUUGUAGCAAAAUCUCAGCCUCUGCGUCUCUAUCUUCAAUCUUGACUCUUCACCCAACCAAACAAUUGGUUUUACAAAUUUGUGGUACCAAAAACUCACAACUUUAAUUAUGCUUCGAAGGCAGAAACAGUUCCACGUAGUCACAUAAAUUUUCCAAAAUGAAACAAAAGUUUUCCUUCAGAGAAUCCCUUUAGUAUAAACCUCAAUAUUAACAUAAUCCUACUCAGCUUCUGUUCCCACCACACCAUUGUCUUUUCUUCCUUCUUCUUCCUCUCUUUCCUCUCCACAGAUUCUUGGCCUCUAUUUCAACUCACUCUCUUCAAUAUUUUGCCACCCAUCAUUCCUCUAUUGGUUUCUUCUUCUUCUUCCUUUCCAAUGUCCAUCUUAGCUCAAAACAAGUUCCUUCUGAGCUCUCGGUCCCAUGUUAAUCCAUGCAGCACUCCGAUUCCACGCAGAGUUGUCUACUGCAUAGCUAAUACCACCGUCAAUGGUGUUGCUACCAGUCCGAAGCAUGCUGAUGGUCAACUAGUCAUUGAGCGUGAGGUUAUAUCUCCUACUCCACUUACAUUUGUCAAUUCCUCCACCUAUUAUUCUGUUCUUAAUGACCCGAGUUUACGAUCAACUUGGAGUCAUCGUGCGUGGGUGGCUGGUGGGUGCACCACAGUGCUAAUCUCUUUGGCAAAAUCAAUAGUGGGUGCAGCCAGUUCACAUAUCUGGCUUGAGCCUGCUUUAGCAGCAUUGGUAGGCUACAUUUUAGCUGACCUUGGAUCCGGAGUAUAUCAUUGGGGCAUCGAUAACUAUGGUGAUGCAUCAACCCCAAUCUUCGGUACUCAAAUAGAAGCAUUCCAAGGCCAUCACAAGUGGCCCUGGACAAUCACGAAGCGACAGUUCGCCAACAAUUUGUACGCUUUGGCACGAGCUGUGACUUUUGCUGUACUUCCUGUAAGCCUUGCAAUUGAUGAUCCCAUUCUACAUGGUUUUGUUGGUAUGUGCUCAGGUUGCAUAAUGUUUAGCCAACAGUUUCAUGCAUGGGCUCACAGUAAAAAGAGUGAACUACCUCCACUCGUGGUGGCAAUGCAAAAUGCUGGCCUGCUCGUGUCACGAACACAGCAUUCAACACAUCAUCGUCCACCCUAUAACAACAACUAUUGCAUAGUAAGUGGAAUAUGGAAUAAGCUUUUGGAUGAAACAAAGCUUUUUGAGGCAUUGGAGAUGAUCUUGUACUUCAAACUUGGGCUGAGACCAAGAUCUUGGACUGAGCCUAAUUCUGAAUGGACUGAAGAGACCGAGAUUCUUGAACAAACUACAGCCCAUUAACAACAUUCUUCUUUCAUUCAUAUUGUGCUUUUCCUUGCAAGAAUAGAAGGAAACAGAAUUUAUUUGAAAUAUUUUCAUACGUAAACUAUAUAUGAUGUUAUUUUUUUCUU